AUGGAAACCGCAGACGUUGCCGCCCACGACUCUGGGUCGGGCUCGUCUGGCGAUUCGGACCAGGAGGGCCCUCUCGGGCACGGCCAUCGCCACGACUCCAUCGACGAAGCGGAGCCCCAGUACCAGUUUGCGCCCGCCAUGUCCACCACACCCCUCGAAGAAGUCCCUCCUGUUAAUGGCAGUGCCGGCUAUGGGUGGUCCGCACCACCAGCUCCCUUCCGUCGGGGCACGGCGACCACGACGAAUGGAGGAUUUGAAAACCCUCCCCCGAUACAGACGAACGGCAUGACCGCAGCCCGUACGACGCGGCCCAGUGCGGUUCGGACGCCCUCCAAUGCUUACGCGCCCGCGCGUCGGCCAGGCCAGUUCCCCGUUAGUACCAAUGGUCGCCACAGGAACUCGUCGACGAAUCGGUCGCGGCGGAACAAUCCCAACGCAGAAUACCGCGCGCAAGAGAAAGCAUAUGUGCAGCGGAUACGGCAGGAAAACGAGCAAGACGACUUCUUCGCCGACCUGCGCACUCCCAGCAUCGGCUAUAGCACAGAAGACUCGGAAACAGACGAGGAGUCUCCCUCGACGGCAGAAUAUGUCGACAACGACCCCUACGACCAGGAGACACUGCUAUACUACGGCAAUAAUGAUAUGCUGCCAUCGGUGGAGGAGCUCAAAAUUCCAGCAAAUCGCGAGAGGCUGGAGUGGCAUUCGAUGCUGGCCAGCGUCUUGACGGGAGAUGUUGUAAAGCAGGAAAAGAAGAGGCUGAUUGGAAGCACGGAGCAGCAAGGCGACAACAGCUUGAAAGCAGAAAUAUGGAUUGGUGUUAGGGCCAAGGUCUGUGGACGGACCCUACAAGCACAACGGCGAGUGGUUGAGGAUGGCAGAGCUACAAUCAAGGCCAGCAUCGAAGCUAUAAUAUCAUUUGAGAUCAAAGGGGAGGCCGAAGCUGGUCAAUCAGCUACUCAACAGGUGGAAGAAGUGGUCAAGAAGAUUGAGAAGUGCGAAAACCUCUAUCCGACGAGACUAGCUCUGGAAACGGUCCAUCCUAGGGCUGCAUCUUCAAGCUACAAGGAGAGUUGUGACGCAGUCAUUGCAUGGCACAACACUACUCAGCUCAUCAAUACCGAGCUGGGCAUAUUGAAGAGCUGGGUAGGUAACGACGAACUCGAUUUCUCAAAACCCCGAAAUUCAAGCCCCGAUAGCCAUCUUACCGACGAUGCCUCCUUCAUUGAUAGGAUUCUGAAGGAAGAUGGUCUCAAGUCGCUUCAGGGAAAGAACAACCUCCUAGUUGGGUUGAACAAAGUAAUCAAUAAGGCAAAGGCUACGCUGAUUGCGAAUGCCUCUGCAUUUGCGGAUCGACAUCUCCCACCAUACAUCGAAGAGCUACUCACACUCAUCAACUUCCCCUCUCGUCUCGUCCAGGAAAUCAUCCGAAUGCGGCUUUCAUAUGCCAAGAAGAUCAAGGACCCAGCUCAACAAGGCAUCAUGAUGGCAGAGCAGAUGAUCUCACAGUUUCAGAUUCUUCUUACGCUUGCUACCAAUAUCAAGGAAGCUUACACGAUUGUUUCUCAACCCGAACGGGGCUGGGAACCACCGCCUUGUAUCGAAGAAAACUUUGACAACGUUGUCUUAGACGCAUUGAAAUUCUACUUCAAGAUGUUAAACUGGAAGUUAUCCGCAAACAAGAACACGUUCAAAGAAGCCGAAAUCCUUGAGCAGGAGUGGGAGUUCUCCAACAAGCUUGGGAGACGGUUAGAAGGCGGAGACGUCGAGGUUGCGGAACAAUUCAGUUCCCUUACCUCCAAAUCACUAGCACGCCUGACCAGUCACUUCGAGAAAGAACUUCAACGGCGCCCAGAAGAGGUUGCUGGAGCCGAGAUGGACAAGCGGUACAAGCAGAUUCUGGACUCCGUCCGAGUACGUCAAAGGAAACUUUUCCGUUUCUCGAGAAUCCUCACUCAACGGUUCGAGAAUUGCACGGAGUAUAACCUCAACAUUGACCCCAUGCAACUAAAUGAUCUAUACGAUGCCCUCGUCAUGUCUGGACAUUUCCUUGUCGAAACGCAUGGCGGUGACAAUUAUGGAAUAUACAUCCUGGCUUCUCCGGCUUUGGAGGGUCGACCGGCAGACAUACAGUCAUUGCUCACUACUUGCUAUCACGCUGAAGACAACCCGGAGGAUCCUUCCAACCCAUACGUUCUCAUUCUCAAACCAGAAGAUCCAAUGUUUUGGUCAGGAAGGAAUCUAGCGGCCGACAUUCGCGAACCUCAUCUCGAUCUUAAGACCAGUCGUCUGCGGCUUAUUGCCGAUGGCUCCCAGCAACGUUUGGCGAAUGCGAAUGCAACUUUCAUGCAAGCGAUUGGCGUAGAUCUCACCAAGCUUAUCGAACAGAGGGCGAACCUUCCUCGAGUCAACCAGGAACUACAAAAGAUCAAGAAAACGGCGUACAAGCUAUCCAACACCAUUAUGGACAGUGUUGAGAUUAUCCGAAAGCAGACUGUAGGCUUAGAAUGUCAGGAACUUAUCCAGACAUGCUUCGCCUUCGCCACGGAAUUUGGUCAGCGUUCGGUCUAUUACAUGGACCACAAUCGACGGGCACUGAAUAAUCUCAAGCUUACGAGACUAGCGCUGGACUGGGUGAGCUUUAUUUGCGAUGACUGUGUUGCGUCCGAUCGCAAGACUUUCCGUUGGGCUGUGGUAGCCUUAGAGUUUGCAAUGAUGAUGACUCGUGGACAGAACAUACUGUCCAUCAGCGAAGGAGAGUAUGCAAAGUUGCGAGCGAAAGUAGCUGGGUGCAUGUCUUUGCUCAUCUCGCAUUUCGAUAUCAUGGGAGCACGAUCCACAAUUGCGGCACAGGCAGAGAAACAACGGAUGGACGCGAUGAUCGGAAAGCUCAGACUUGACGUUAGUCGCCUGAAGGACGACGAAGAGUCUGUUCGCUUGGUUCAAGAGCAGUGGCUUGAGCAACUCAAUGAAAUCGAUGAGUUCAGAAAGCAGAAGGAAGCAGAGAGACAAGCACUCGGACGAGUUCUAGAAGACUCCAACGAAGCAGACCGAGCACUUACUUACCUCUCUUCAUCUACUACGAACGUUACGCUUCGAUGGCAGCAGGGCCAAUUCGUCGGCGGAGGUACAUUCGGCUCCGUCUAUGCCGCGAUGAACCUAGACUCCGGCCACUUAAUGGCAGUCAAGGAGAUUCGUCUUCAAGACCCACAACUCAUUCCUACUAUUGUCGCCCAAAUUCGAGACGAAAUGGGUGUAUUGCAAGUCCUGGAUCACCCCAACAUUGUAUCGUACUACGGUAUCGAGCCUCACAGAGACAAAGUCUACAUCUUUAUGGAGUACUGCUCAGGUGGUUCUCUCGCCGGACUACUAGAACAUGGGAGGAUAGAGGAUGAAACCGUCAUUAUGGUCUACGCUCUGCAGAUGUUGGAGGGUCUCGCGUAUCUUCACGAGAGCGGUGUCGUCCAUCGCGACAUCAAACCCGAGAACAUUCUCCUAGAUCAUAACGGAGUAAUCAAAUUUGUGGAUUUCGGGGCAGCUAAGGUUAUUGCUAGGCAAGGCAAGACGCUUGCAGCUGAGCACGCCAACACCCGCCAAGGGCGGCAGAAAUCCAUGACUGGCACUCCAAUGUACAUGUCACCGGAGGUCAUUCGCGGACAGAACCUCGGCCGUCAUGGCGCAGUCGACAUCUGGUCCCUAGGAUGCGUUAUCCUCGAAAUGGCUACUGGUCGACGCCCCUGGGCCAGCCUGGACAACGAGUGGGCCAUCAUGUACAACAUUGCCCAAGGCAACCCUCCACAGCUGCCGACCAAAGAGCAGCUCAGCGAGCAAGGCAUCGAUUUCCUAAACCGAUGCUUCGAACGAGACCCAUCUACUCGAGCAUCGGCGGUCGAGUUGCUCCAGCACGACUGGAUCAUGUCUCUACGCGCACAGCUCUCUCUAGAGCCCCAGACGCCGCAGACACCCAGCGACACCUCAAGCAGCGCAGGUAGUUUCCAUCCCUCCCGGCAGAACUCUGAAGUCUACAGCGCAUAG
Molecule: messenger RNA, 4032 nt
Organism: Mytilinidion resinicola
Lineage: Eukaryota; Fungi; Ascomycota; Dothideomycetes; Mytilinidiales; Mytilinidiaceae
Product: Ssk2-type MAP kinase
Exons: 3
Coding region: 1-4032 (1343 amino acids)
Biological process (GO): protein phosphorylation; stress-activated MAPK cascade
Cellular component (GO): cytoplasm
Molecular function (GO): MAP kinase kinase kinase activity; ATP binding
Source: RefSeq, a predicted model, not a curated record